Musca vetustissima is the source of this 1407-nucleotide messenger RNA. Its product is annotated as probable cytochrome P450 313a4. The annotation marks the transcript as partial. The record is from RefSeq and is a predicted model, not a curated record. The transcript is spliced from 8 exons. Gene Ontology annotation, molecular function: heme binding; monooxygenase activity; iron ion binding. NCBI's taxonomy places the organism in Eukaryota, Metazoa, Arthropoda, Insecta, Diptera, Muscidae.
ACACGGCGAAAGUUUUAUGCCCUAAUGUUUAAAAUACCAGGAUGGAUGGGUUAUCCCCUUGUGGGUCUGGCUCUAAAGUUUGUUAAACAAGACCCCUUGAAUGUGAUACACACACUCAAUGAGUCAUAUGGCCCAUUUACGUAUGUAUGGAUGCUUACUUAUCCGUCAUUGCUUAUAGCCGAACCGGAUAUAAUCCGAGAUAUAUUAACAUCGCCUUGCUGUACGAAUAAAAGUGUCUUUUAUGAACCGAUUCACAAAGGUAUUGGAAAAGGUCUAAUUUCUUUGAAUGAUCCGAAAUGGAGCGUCCAUAGAAAACAUUUGGAUCCUGUCUUUGGUUUUAAAAUAUUACAGAGUUUCAUGCCGAUCUUUAAUGAGGAGGUGAAUAAGCUUGUAAAACGAUUCAAAGAAAUCAAUGAAUGUCCGGAUGUGAUAACUUUGUUCAUGGAUUUUACAUUGAAUAUCGCCAUAAAAACAACAUUGGGAGUUGAUGUGGCCCAAGAGUUCGGAAAUAUAUCCAAUAAUGGCAUACUCGGAAGCUUUCAAUGUCUUAUGGAGAAUGGAGCUCAAAUGGUGUUUAAUCCAUGGUUGGCCAAUGAUUUGAUUCGGAGGUUAACGGGUGUGUACGAACCAUUCCACAGCCGCAGAAUAGAAAACCACAAGUUUAUUAGAAGUCUCAUCAACAAAAAAUUAAAUGAAGAUGGUGCCACUCAAGUCGAGUCUAAAAAUGGUAAUAUUUUCAUAGACAAAACCAUUGAACUUUUUAGAAGGAAUAUCUUUACAGAGCAGGAUGUGGAAGACGAAUCCAAGACUAUUGUUUUUGGGGCAUACGAGACUACGACUAAUACAGUUGGAAAUGUUCUCAUUUUGCUGGCAAUGUUUCCCGAAUAUCAACAAAAAGUCUACGAGGAACUACUGGCCAUAUUUCCAGAUGACGGAGAUUUUGACGUCACCUAUGCAAAUAUUCAAGAUAUGACCUAUAUGGAUAUGGUUAUCAAUGAAACUAUGCGUGUACUGACACCAAUACCAUUCGUAGGACGUCAAAAUUCACAAGAUAUCAACCUAUCAAAUGGAAUAGUCGUACCAGCGGGAGUAAACAUUUUAAUUAAUAUUUUUACCAUGCAUAGACGUAAGGAUAUAUGGGGCCCCAAAGCUGACGUAUUUGAUCCUGACAAUUUUUUGCCUUCAAACAUGGAAGGCAAACAUCCAUAUGCAUUUAUUCCCUUUACAAAGGGAAUUCGAAGCUGUAUAGGAUGGAAAUAUGCGCUUAUGUCGAUGAAAGUAACCCUGGCAAAGUUGUUACGGAAUUUCAAGUUUAGCACAGAUUUCCAAUAUGCUGAUUUGGAGUUUGAUUAUACAAUUACGCUGAAUCUAAAGCAUGUUCCAGUUUUAAGGAUAGAAAGUAGAUAA